Messenger RNA from Alternaria metachromatica, 819 nucleotides. RefSeq lists its product as uncharacterized. The transcript has 2 exons. NCBI's taxonomy places the organism in Eukaryota, Fungi, Ascomycota, Dothideomycetes, Pleosporales, Pleosporaceae. Gene Ontology annotation, biological process: carbohydrate metabolic process. The record is from RefSeq and is a predicted model, not a curated record. Bases 1 to 819 code for a protein of 272 amino acids.
AUGUUCAUUACUAAAGCAUCUGCGCAAAGCGACAGCAACGACGUAUUCGAUCCCAAGGGGCGCACAAAACUCGCGCUUGAAGCUCUACAAUUGUGGUAUAACACAACUACCGGCCUAUGGGAGUCGACUGGGUGGUGGAAUGGUGCGAAUAUCAUGACAAUGAUUGGCGACUACGCGAAAUCAGAUACUGAAGAUGAAGAAUUGCAGGGCCUGGCAAGCGAUAUCUUUGCGACUGCGUUGCUAAAGGCGCCGAUCAAGAAUCCAGACGCGGGUAUUGAUGAGCUGUGUGCUUAUAGCACAACGCCAACUGUCGGCAACACGACUUGCCACCAGACUGGGUACACGAAGAUACUCGAUCCGGAUACCGGCGAGCCUCACACAUUCUAUCCGCUUGGCUGGUACGAUAAUGGGGGGUCCUAUCCCACCAGGCCAGAUCCUCUUGACUGGCUAGACGGCUACUACGACGAUGACCUCUGGUGGGCGUUAGCCUGGAUCAAUGCAUACGACGUCACCGCCGACCCGGCUUAUCUCAACCUCGCGGAAGGCAUAUUCCUCGCUGUAUCGCGCACCUGGGGUACUUACUGCUCUCAUGGCGGUAUCUACUGGAAUUGGGAAAGGGACUACGUGAAUGCGAUUGCCAACGAGCUCUUCUUCAGUACCGCUGCGCAUUUGGCUACUCGUGCCAAUCACGAUGGAAAGAAGACACUGUAUCUGUAUUGGGCUGAGAGAAGUCUGAGUUGGUUCCUUAGAAGUGGUAUGAUCAACGAAGGUGGUACUAUCUGUGAUAGUUUCGGGCCUAGGGCCCUCUCUCUACUAUAA